CAAUCGUCUAUACAAAUUGAUAUUUGUUUAACCAGUCCAUUAUGUGGCGUACCAUUUUGUUUCGUACCAAUAUCGGAUAGUCGAAAGGUUAAAUCAUAAUAUAUCUCAGUGUCAACCGAUAAGUUCAUGUUAUUGUGCAGCCUGACUAAAGGAAUCAAGUCAGAGCACUAUCAGCAAUACACCAGAAAUAGCUUUCACAUCAUCUGUCUGCAAACAGCUCACCACAGAUUGAGAGAAUGAAGUGAUGUGAUAGGCAUUUUUUCUACAUCAAUCAACACAUGUCACAAACAUGCAGCAAACCAUGUCUCAUGUUUCAAAGAUGGUGCAUGACAGAGUGUCGCCAUCUAACCCCCAGACGAUGUCCAUUGAUUGUGGUGGUAACAUCAGCACAAUGGCCCAGAACAGGGAUGCUACCCAAGUAGUUGUGGGAGGCCGAUCAGUGUUCAAGAUCUACAGUGUUUAUGAGGAUGGGUUUGAAGAGAAGUUCAACCUGAGAGGUGGUCGUCCUGUCAACCUGAACUACUGUGCCCUUGAUAUUGCCUGGAACCACACAGACGAAAACAUUUUAGCAACUGGGGCCACUAACGGAGCAGUUGUGAUCUGGGAUUUAAACAUGAAGACACGAUGUAAACAAGAAAUGUCAGUGUCAAAACACGUGUUCACGCAGCACAAGCGUACAGUCAACCGUGUCUGUUUCCAUGACGUAGAGCACAGGACGCUGCUUAGCGCAUCUCAAGACGGACAAAUGAACCUCUUCGACUUGCGUAAGCGAGAGGUUGCAGCUAACUUCUCAGUGGGAAGUACCAGUGUGAGAGACAUCAACUUCUGCCCUCACAACUACUUCAACUUUGCAUCAGCUGAUGAAGCAGGCACAGUUAUGAUCUGGGACAUGCGGAAGCCGAAUAUCUGUGAAAAGAAGUUGACUGCGCACAAUGGCCCAGUGUUCACAAUCAACUGGCACCCAGAGGAUAAGAACUGGCUGGCCACUGCAGGAAGGGACAGGUUAAUCAAGGUUUGGGACCUUUCCCGUAACAAGGUGCUGCACACAGUGUACAGCAUAGCCUCUCUGUCACGUAUCAAGUGGCGACCGCAGAGAAAGUAUCACAUCGCGUCCUGCAGUCUCCUCAUUGACUUCAACAUCAACAUAUGGGACAUACGCAGGCCUUAUGUACCGUUUGCCACAUUCGACAUGCAUAAGGAUGCUACAACAAGUAUGAUGUUCAAGAACAAGGACCCUCACGUGAUGUUGAGUGCCAGCAAGGACUCCUACCUGUACCAGCACGUGUUCAGGGAUGCUAAGAGACCUGCCGAGGACCUGGUGCCCGCGGGACUGGGCAUUAGUGUGCAGGGCAUUGUGGGACAUGCCAACAGUGAUAGACAGGGAAAACUGUCGACUAUGGAGGGCGGAAGUUCACGGUCGUACUUCAACAAACGCAGCACAGACAAGAAUGACCAGUUUGUGGAUGUUAUGGCAUACAUGGAGGUGUUUAAUGAAACUGGGCAGGAGCUUCAUAGCUGGGUGGAGAUGGCCCAGGAGUAUGAGCUGACAGGGAAGCCAGUGGAGGAACUUUGUACGCACAACAGCAGUGUGGCCAGGUCACACAACAUGCACCAUAUAUCCCAGGCUUGGCAGGCUCUAUUGGUUCUGUACAGUGCUAGCAUGCCUGUAUGUACAGACAGUAAGCACCCCAGUCAGACGAGGACAUUCUCCGUACUGUCAGUGACGCCUGCCCCCUCUGCACAGGAGAAAACGGACAAUGACAAAGGCAAGGCUGCUAAAGAACCCAAGACAGACACUGAUGUGGAUGAGAGGACAUGUGAUGGAACGUCAGGGAAUUCUGACGACGAAGGUGACCUGCAGGAGCUGUCUGACAUUAAGUUGGCGAGCAUAGCCCGGGGCCAGGUGAACCCGGACUGGGACAUCCUGUUUGGGGACGGGGAGCCAGGGGCCGAGGAUUUCUUCAUGGGACCUGCCACGGUGAAGAAAAAAGACUGGUCUCUACCUCACGAGGCUUUCUUUCCCCGUCACGAGAUCCACGACCGGGAGACGCCCUUUGAGUCGUUGACAGACAGCAACCAUUUCUAUGACAGCACUGUGGACUAUGAACCUCCCAGCAACUUACCUACCAGUAAAACAGUAGAGACCACUCAGCUGACAAGGCUGAGCGUGGACACAAGCUUGCUGAGCUGUCCAGACUGGGGCUACACUGACAGCAUUGUCAGCUUACUCAAGGACCUGGCUGCAGAGGGUGAUGUGCAGACUCCAGUUACCAUGCUGAUAGUGAUGAAAGACCAGAUACGGGCCCACAUUGACACCGACCUUCAAGAGGACUGGUUCAUGUCAUAUUUAGAGUUGCUGGGGCGGUUCAAGCUGUGGUCCAUAGCGAACCAUGUGAUCAAACUGAGCAACCUGCCCGGUAUCUUUAUGCUGAACCAGCAGUCCACCACAAUACACGUCAACUGUAAUAUGUGCAACCGCCUCCUCACACGCUCCGGCUGGCUAUGUGACAGGUGCAAGAUGAUCACCAAUGUGUGCUCUAUAUGUUGCCAGCCUGUGAAGGGGAUGUUUCUAUGGUGCCAAGGCUGCUCCCACGGGGGCCACAUGCAGCAUAUCAAAGACUGGCUCCUACAAAGCAAUGAGUGCCCCAAGGGGUGUGGACAUAUCUGUGAAUACACUUGAGUAGUUAUAGCGACCCAGAAGUCACAGGUUUGAUCACCACUGUGGUAGCGUUCCUUAGAACGACCCAGAAACACAAAGUGCUGGUUUAACUCAGGAUACCAACUUGAAUGUGUUUCAAUAAGCCUAAGGCUUUUGAUGUAAUCAAGCUUUAAUGAAUAGGCUUAAACAUUUAUGUGAAUACACCUGACAACAGUCUGUGAACUUAGCUGACAUCAGCCUCUGACAACACCUACCAUCAGUAUGUGAAUAUGCUUGACAUAAGUAUGUGAAUACACCUGACAUCAGUAUGUGAAUACACCUGACAUCAGUAUAUAAAUACACCUUACCUCAGUCUGUCUGUAAAUACAGCUGACAUGUAUUAUUUACUGGCACAAGUUGGUGAAAUAUGUUACACAAGUCUGUGAAUAAAUCUGACAUCAUUAUGUUUAUACACAAAACACAAGUCUGUGACUCUCUGACACCAUUCUGAUAUGUAAUAGGUGUAAUUGAAUACAGUAAUUUCUGUGAAUAUAUAUAUGACACAACAGUAUGUGAAUUAAUCUGACGCCUUUCUGUGAAUAUAAAUGACAUUGGAUAUUAGUUUGUGAAUACACAUGUUAUUGGUCUGUGAUUACACCACAUAUCAGUCAAUAAAAUCACGGAAACAUGCUUUGAUUAUAAGUAAUCAAUAUAAAUUAAUUUAGUCACUUAAUAUCUGUAUACGAAUAAAUCCAACAUAUUAGUAUAUUAAUAUCUCUUAUGCAGAAGUAUUUGAAAACGUCUGACACAACAGGUCUUUGAAUACAUCUGACACAGAAGUAUGUGAAUAAAUCUGAUACAGAAGUGUUUGAAUACAUCUGAUUCAAAAGUAUGUGAAUACAUCUGACACAAAGUGUCUGUGAAUACAUCUGAUAAAAAAGUAUGUGAAUAUGAUUCAGAAGUAUGUGAAAAUAUCUGAUUCAGAAGUAUUUGAAUAUAUCUGAUACAGAAGUCUGUGAAUACAUCUGACAGAGAAGUAUUUGAAUACAUCUGAUUCAAAAGUAUGUGAAUACAUCUGACACAAAGUGUCUGUGAAUACAUCUGAUACAGAAGUAUGUGAAUAUGAUUCAGAAGUAUGUAUGAGAUAUUUAUUUAUGAACGAUAUUUAUUGGAUGUAAAUAUGUCUGUGUAUGUAAUUGUUAAGAAUGAGUGCAUGUAUGACAUGUUAUGAAUACAUAAGACACAUGCUGAAACAUGUGAAUAAAUAAAUAUAUAUA
Dreissena polymorpha is the source of this 3915-nucleotide messenger RNA. Its product is annotated as GATOR complex protein WDR24-like. Bases 290 to 2680 code for a protein of 796 amino acids. The transcript has 22 exons. Lineage: Eukaryota; Metazoa; Mollusca; Bivalvia; Myida; Dreissenidae. Gene Ontology annotation, molecular function: protein binding. Gene Ontology annotation, biological process: positive regulation of TOR signaling. The record is from RefSeq and is a predicted model, not a curated record.